Messenger RNA from Panicum virgatum (switchgrass), 645 nucleotides. Its product is annotated as troponin T, fast skeletal muscle-like. The transcript has 3 exons. The coding region runs from base 1 to 645 and encodes 214 amino acids. NCBI's taxonomy places the organism in Eukaryota, Viridiplantae, Streptophyta, Magnoliopsida, Poales, Poaceae. The record is from RefSeq and is a predicted model, not a curated record.
AUGAAGGUGGAGGAGCUGUCCACCGAGGGCGGCUCCAAUGAUGCCACGAAGCUGACCUCGCCGCGGGUAAGCCCGGCAAAGAGCCGCGCCCGCCGCGAGGAGAAGAAGAAGGAGGAGGAGGAGGCCAAUAACCGGGCCCCUCCCCCUAUCCAGGACGUCGAGAUGCAGGACCCGCCCCAAGACGAAGGGGCAGGACAAGAGGUGGAUGAGGCCAGCGAGGUCCCGGCCAUUGAGGUGGUGAGGACUCAGGUGGAGUCCUUGGAGCGGGCCGGGGCCCUGUCGGCGGAGGAGGAGGACGAGGAGGGAGAUAGGACGGUCUUCGGCAAGCUCGUCGCAUCCACCAAGCUGGCCCAUGAGUUGGUUGAGGCUCUGGUGGAACUGUCCGAGCAGGCCUCCCAGGAGCUGGCCGAGGGAAGUGUUGCCAUCAGCCGAGUGACGGAGCUCAAGGCCCGAGUAGCCGAGCUGGAGGCGCAGGGCCGCCAACUGGAGGCCGGGAAGGUGGAGGCCGAGAAGGCUCUACGCAAGGAGAAGCGCGAGUUGGAGGCCUGCACCAAGGCCAACGAGGAGCUGCACAAGCUCCGGGAGGCGACCGAGGCCCGGGAGGCCGCGACCGAGGAGAAGCUUCGCCUAGAGCGCCAGGCCUGA